AUGGCAUCCAUCGUCGCAAUAGCUGGAGGCACCGGCGAUCUCGGUCGUACCAUUGUCGAGGCUAUUUUGGCAGACCGAAAGUUCUCAGUCGUCAUCUUGAGCAGAGAGGCGAAUGACGACAGGGAGAAGGAAAUCGGGGCUCGUAUUCUGCCCGUUGAUUAUAGCAGUGCCGACGAUAUUGCUAGGGUCUUGGAAGAAAAUAAUGUGCAUACGGUCAUCUCCACCCUCAACAACAUGGCUUCUGUAGAGCCAGAGUUGAACUUGAUCGCUGCUGCCGAUCAGGCCGCGGCCACAAAACGAUAUGUUCCCAGCAUCUGGGGCGCCAAGUUCAGCAGAGAGUACGCGGAGGAGAUGCCAAUCAUUAAACCCAAGAUUCUCAUCAUUGACGCACUUGAAAAGACCAGCUUGGAGUUCUCCGCCUGGUACACAGGAUACUUCGCUGAUUACUAUGUUUGCCCGCCCCUGAAAAGCCAUAUCAAGAACAUGGCCAUGGUCGUGGACGUCGUCAACAACAAGGCAGGCAUCCCGGGUUCUGGAGACGUGCCCGUGGCCAUGACUUUCACAGCAGACUUGGCCAAGUUCGUCGCCGCAGCCCUGACCCUGCCAAAGUGGGAGCAGGAGGUGUAUCUUGUUGGCGAUAGGUUGGCGUGGAACCAGCUCGUCGAGCUCGCUGAAGCGGUCAAGGGUGUCAAGUUUGACGUAACUUACGAUACGAUUGAAACGCUGAGGACUGGAACAGUGACGAAACUGCCUCGCCAUAGGUCACCGUAUCCUUACAUCUCAGACGAGCAGCUACAGCCCAUGUUUGCCACUUUAGGCCUCAUGUUCGAACGGGGGGUAUUUGACGUGAAGGCCGAGACCUCAAUCACGCGAAACUUUCCUGACCUCAAAUUGAGGUCUAUGAAGGAGCUUCUAGAAGAGGCUUACAAGCUCGAAGGUUGA
This is a messenger RNA of Colletotrichum acutatum, 942 nucleotides long. RefSeq lists its product as uncharacterized. The record is from RefSeq and is a predicted model, not a curated record. Bases 1 to 942 code for a protein of 313 amino acids. Lineage: Eukaryota; Fungi; Ascomycota; Sordariomycetes; Glomerellales; Glomerellaceae. The transcript is spliced from 3 exons.